This is a messenger RNA of Babesia ovata, 591 nucleotides long. Its product is annotated as type III secretion effector, putative. The record is from RefSeq and is a predicted model, not a curated record. Lineage: Eukaryota; Apicomplexa; Aconoidasida; Piroplasmida; Babesiidae. Bases 1 to 591 code for a protein of 196 amino acids. The transcript has a single exon.
AUGCUGCGCCCGAUGGAGCUUGCAGCUGAGGAUUCCUCGUUGGCGGAGAAUCCCGCGCUGUGUGUGCGCUGCGAUUUCGCCGUUCGCGCCUUGUCAGGCGAAUCGGAGAGCGCGUAUGCGCACAUUUUAGGUUCCCGAUUGCUCAAUUCAGACGGCGGGGAGGCAUGCGUGCUAUGGGGCGAAGAGACGCGGCACGCGUCAAGCGAAGCCGUCUCCAACUUCGCCGCCGAAGACGGACGCGACAGUCCAGGCAAACCACCCGGCGAUUCACUCCCAUCGGAUACGGAGGGGCGACGCAGCUCCAACACAGAUUCUGAAUCCAGCAUGCUCUCCACCGGGUGGCCAACCUCCAACGAUGGGCCACGGCGGUCCCCCCUUUUCCAAAACUCACAAGGACCUCACGACAAGGCUGCCGAAACUUCUCGCACACAUCGAAGUCAGAAACGCCAGAGGCGGCGCCUUCCGCAUCACAACACCGAGGUGAUAGACAGCAACAAACUCGGCCCCAACCUAACCUUGGACGCCUUCCGGGGACCACAAAAGCGUACGAUCCUGCAUUCAAAAACAAUCAAAAAGCCGGAAACGGCCUAA